AUGGCGAUCCCGAGCUCCAGGAGAGGAAAAAUGAGAAUCAUUGUACCUAAAUCCAUUCAUUAUGCUGCUACUGACGUUAUGACAUUGAUUUCAUGGCUGAGUGAUAUUCCAUUAAUUCUCAGUGAAAAUUAUUUGACUGAAUUACAUAAGGACUCAUUUGAAGGCUUGCUAUCCCUCCAAUAUUUAAAUUUUUCCUGCAAUAAAAUACCAUCUAUUGUACGACGUACAUUUGAACCACUACCGUUUUUGCAGUUUAUAAAACUUAGUUGCAAUUUACUCACAGAACUUAGAUUUGGAACGUUUCAGGCCUGGCAUGGAAUACAGGUAUUACACAAGUUAAUUCUCAGUCGUAAUCCUUUGACAACAGUUGACGAUUCUUAUCUUUUUAAAUUGCCAGCAUUAAAAUAUUUAGACAUGGGAACAACACAAGUCACAACAAUUGAAAGCAUCCUCAUGAUGACCCCUGAAUUGGAAAAACUGAUCUUACCUAGCCUUAUGGCCUGCUGUCUCUGCCAAUUUAAAAAUAUUAUUGAGGUUGUCUGUAAGACAGUCAAGCUGCAUUGUGACACUGAAUGCCUGACAGACAUCACACGUUGUGAUGAAGAAACAUCUAUAGGGAAUGUAGAAGAAUCAUUGAUGAAGGUGUUACAAGCCUGGAAGAAGAACAGCAGCGAGCUGACUAUUGAGUCAGAGAGGGCAUCCUCAGAUAGUGCUGUCAGCUUGUCAGGCUUCAUGAAUGAGCAGGUGGACUUUAAUAGUAAAAGUGAUAUUAUCAGUGCACUGAAUUACAUACUGCCUUUUAUCUCAGAGGGAAAUCUAGGAGAUGUGGAAUCAACAUUAUUACCAUUCAUUCAACUUCUUUUUUCAAAUACACAAAAAGACAGCCUAGCAAAGACUGAGAUUACAGAGAAACACCUGCUGGGAGUGAACAGGGGCCUCAGGGGCCCAAGGGGCAUACAGAAAAUGCACCUCAAAGCAGUGGGAGAUGAGAGCGUCAGGAGGAAACGGAAUGCCCAGCCAUCUGUGGCAAAUACUGCCGAAGAAAGAAGGCUCAGGAGGCCAUCACCAAGAAAGCUGAAACAGCUUCUCAUGGUGCAGAGGCCCAGGAAGCUGGUGGGAAAGUCCUCCAAUGCAGAGUCUUCAUUCAUAAAGAAACACAAGGCAGCAGGCUCCACUUCCCUGAAGCGGAGGCCUCCUGCCUCCAUCCCACCAAAAUCCCCAUCUGAGGUUAAAAGCAAAUCAAAAGACUUUUCCCACACUAUUUUUGUUUUAGAAGCUGUAAAGGCGAGAGCUAGAAAUAUUAAGGCUCCUGAACUAAUCUCACCUUCUGGUGAAAAAUACAUCUUCCAUAAAAAUCAGUCUCAUCGGGUCCACAGAAAACCCAAAGUCAAAAGAAGUCGAAAGUUCAGAAAGAAAAGUUCACUCAAUAGAAUGAUGCUUGCAAGCUAUCCGUUCUCUGUAGUGAGGAGUCUCAUAAAUUCCCCUCCACGAGAGGCUGUUUCACCUUCAAGAGAAGUGACUUCUCAGGAAAAUAGUUUUCCAGCAUUAUUUUCUCUUUCAGACCAUUUUACAGAAAACACUAGUUCAGAAAACAAUACUGCGCAAAAUGUUUCUGAAGAAAUUAUUUCUACAGGAAACUCUACUCUGCCAGGAGGACCCGGCCCUGGAAACACUACCCAUAGGAACGUCUUCACUGCACAUUCUACUGUUGCUGCAGACAGCAGUAUGCCGACUGUUCAACACACCAACAAAACACAAUGGGAGGACCACAACACGGGCACUGAAUUAUCCUCCGAGCCCACAGGCUUCACUUUCCCAGGGCUCACAUCCCCAGGUGAUCAAGUUGAAACUCAGCUAAACCAGCAGCUACGGUCCCUUAUCCCCAGCAAUGACAUGCGAAGGCUCAUUUCUCAUGUUAUCCAGAUUUUGAAAAUGGACUGCUCGGAGACCCACGCACUGGCCUGUGCCCACCUCAUCUCUAAAACAGGACUCCUGAUGAAGCUUCUCAGAAAGCUGCAAGAAGUAAACGUGUCCAAAGCGGAAUGGGAUACGGACCAGUGGAAAACUGACAACUAUAUCAGUGAGAGCACAGAAGCCCAGAGUGAGCAGAAAGAGCAGGAGUCAAGUGAGCUCACAAAAGAAGUUCCAGGAUAUGGCUAUAACAACAAACUCAUCUUGGCAAUAUCUGUAACUGUAGUAGUGACGAUUUUGGUUACAAUUCUCUGUCUCAUUGAGAUUUAUUCUCAUAGAAUUGCAAAAGAGGAGGAUAAAAAAGAAGCAGAAGGUAAAUAUUGGUUUUUAAAGCAGAAUUUUACAACUAGAGGAGAACUUAGAACUCAUCUAUUUCAAUUUCCUGACCUAAGGCAGGAAGAAUGUUUAAUUACCCUAAUGGUUUAUCCAAAUUUAUUUAUUAGCAGAAUUAGCUCCCCAGCCAAAGCUGACUUAGAACAGAACUGGCGCCGAUUCAUCUGCUUUCUCUAG
Molecule: messenger RNA, 2481 nt
Organism: Delphinapterus leucas (beluga whale)
Lineage: Eukaryota; Metazoa; Chordata; Mammalia; Artiodactyla; Monodontidae
Source: RefSeq, a predicted model, not a curated record